UUGCUUAACAUGACUGCGGUGUUCAGCUGCUGGCUCUUUUUUCUGCUGUUCAGCCCAGCUGUUCCCAUGUGUUUACCCACUGACUUCACCCUGUAUGCGGAGAAGCCAGAGUGUGACUUCUGUGUGGCGAUCAACACCACUAUUUGCAUGGGAUUUUGCUACUCCAGGGAUAGUAACAUGAGGGACAUACUGGGCCCGCGCUUCCUCAUCCAGAGAGGUUGUACCUAUGACAAGGUGGAGUACCGCACAGCCAUACUGCCCGGCUGUCCUGUCAACGCCAACCCCGUCUUCACCUACCCCGUGGCUCUCAGCUGCCACUGUGGUGCCUGCAGGACUGACAGUGAUGAGUGCGCCCACAGAGCCAGUAUGGACGGAGCUAAAUGUACCAAACCAGUUAGACGUAUCUACCCCUACCCCGGCCAGAGCAACUAUGUCAUCCCUUUCUGA
Messenger RNA from Scomber scombrus (Atlantic mackerel), 447 nucleotides. RefSeq names its product thyroid stimulating hormone subunit beta a (gene tshba). The transcript has 2 exons. Gene Ontology annotation, cellular component: cytoplasm; extracellular region. Gene Ontology annotation, molecular function: hormone activity. The coding region runs from base 10 to 447 and encodes 145 amino acids. The record is from RefSeq and is a predicted model, not a curated record. Gene Ontology annotation, biological process: G protein-coupled receptor signaling pathway. NCBI's taxonomy places the organism in Eukaryota, Metazoa, Chordata, Actinopteri, Scombriformes, Scombridae.